GCUCUUUGACUAUCGUUUAGCUCCAUACCUGUGUGAAUUGAACAUUCACCUUAGCAACGUAAACAAAUACUCAAAAACAGGCACCACUUAAAAAGGAUAUCAAUAUGGAAGGCAAGGACAAUCGAUCGAAAGACAAACGUAGCAAAAUGAAGCAUUAUCGUAAGAAGCCGCCAACACAACACAAUAAUAACAACACGUCGUCCAGCUCACAAGUGGAGGUAGUGCGUGGUGUAGUUGAUGUGGCAGACUCCAGUGAUGAACGUUUUGUUUCAAGACGCGGCUGGACGUCCUCCAGACCACAACCGCAAGUGCGACGGUUCUCAUUGGACGAUGAGGACAACGAUUUAAAUGAAGUGGAGUCGGCACAAAUGCAUGCCGGUGACUUCGGUUUAAUGGCACAGUUGCCUACAUCUGUAGGUGGUCACUUUCAGUUCGCAUCUGAGAAAAAUUGGGAAAAAACUGAGGGUGAGCAAUUAUUGGACAAUACAGAAGCUGGUCAAUACUUUACGCUCAAUUUGAAAUUGUUAAACGUUGGCUUACAAACGAUUCCCUUCUACAAGCGUAUGGAUUAUGCGGCUUCAAUGUUUACGCGAGCACAGUUGAAAACAAUGGAGCAAGCUGCUGAAGUAGCAGAGAAAAGUUAUCAGAAUGUACUGCAUGAGCACGAGGCUAAUCCACGCAUUAAAAUCAACAGUGGCAGUCGAAAAAGCGGUUCGGGACGGUCUCAAAAUAGCGCCAAACCUACAAACACCGCACUAAGUGAAACUAAUGCACCGGAUGAAUUGGACGAAUUAUUGAAUUUGACUACGGAUGCUGUGACGAAGGUAGACAUAAGUGAGGGUAGUGGUGGUGGCGCAGAAAAUGCAGCAGUGCCUGCUGCGAAGGAAAGUGAAAAUGUGGCAGUCAACAAGGAUGACAUACAAGAAUGGCUGGAUAAUGUGCUAGAGGAGUAGUGAUCAGAAUUUUAAUUAGUAUAGCUCGUUUGGGAAUAUAAACAUAAAAAAAGAUUUCAGGUAUCUGCUAGCCAAUGCCGACAGAAAAUGCACGGCAUUGCUCAUUAUAGCAGAACUAGAACCCCAACCGUUAUGACUCAAUUUUACAAUUAAUUUACGGCCGGCGGGCCAAUUAGAUGUCCUAAAUUCAGUAGUUUUCGCGAAGCGUUGUAGGAUGAGAAAAAAAAACAAUUAGCCAAAUGAAGUUUUGGGGAUAGUUUAAUAUAUAUUUGAACUAAAAAAAAAAAUUUGUACAAUCUCCAACAAUAUAUUGUAAGCCGAGUUAUCAAUAGAUUCCCAGAGCGACUUG
Anastrepha ludens (Mexican fruit fly) is the source of this 1302-nucleotide messenger RNA. RefSeq lists its product as uncharacterized. The record is from RefSeq and is a predicted model, not a curated record. Bases 105 to 953 code for a protein of 282 amino acids. The transcript has 3 exons. NCBI's taxonomy places the organism in Eukaryota, Metazoa, Arthropoda, Insecta, Diptera, Tephritidae. Gene Ontology annotation, biological process: negative regulation of G2/M transition of mitotic cell cycle.